GACCCAUUACUGUCCCCACUAACUUACACCUUCCCCCAUAUCCAUAACCCAUUAUUUAAGAUGAAGGACAAUGCAAUCCCAUUCAUUGCCUCUCAAAGUUAGUUAUUUUCCAAAAGAAACUGCAUGGUUCUUGAUUGAUUGAUCAAGAAUCAUCUAAGGGUCAUUAAGAUGAAGUCUUUGCUGUUUCAAUUAAUAUUGGUACCAUUUGUUAUCUUGAACUUUGUCAACAAUGUGAAUGCUGGUAUCACGAGUAGAUUCGUUCGAGAGGAGUGGCCAUCGGUUGAUAUCCCUCUUGAUCAUGAAGUAUUUGCAGUUCCCAAAGGAUACAAUGCACCUCAACAAGUGCAUAUAACACAGGGGAACUAUGACGGAAAUGCUGUAAUAAUCUCAUGGGUUACAUUUGAUGAACCAGGGUCCAGCAAAGUUCAAUAUGGUAAAUCUGAUAAGAACUACGAAUUCAGUGCAGAAGGGAAAAUGACAAACUACACCUUUUAUAAAUACAAUUCUGGCUAUAUUCAUCAUGUUCUUGUCGACGGCCUUGAGUAUGAUACCAAGUACUAUUACAAGAUUGGGGAUGGUGAUUCCGCACGAGAGUUUUGGUUUCAAACGCCUCCGAUGAUCGGUCCAGAUGUUCCUUACAAAUUUGGAAUCAUCGGUGAUUUGGGACAGACGUAUAACUCGCUAUCCACACUUGAGCAUUACAUGGAGAGUGGAGCACAGAGUGUGUUGUUUGUAGGAGAUCUUUCUUAUGCCGAUAGAUACAAGUACAAUGAUGUUGGUAUACGGUGGGAUUCAUGGGGUAGAUUCGUGGAGAAAAGUACUGCUUAUCAGCCAUGGAUAUGGUCUGCUGGGAAUCAUGAAAUAGAGGACAUGCCUUAUAUGAAUGAAGUUACUCCAUUCAAAUCGUAUCUACAUCGAUAUCCUACGCCUUAUUUGGCUUCUAAAAGCAGUAGUCCUAUGUGGUAUGCUAUUAGGCGUGCAUCUGCUCAUAUAAUCGUGCUAUCAAGCUACUCUCCGUUUGUGAAAUAUACACCUCAAUGCAAAUGGCUCGAGGAAGAAUUAAACAGGGUUGACAGGAAGAAGACCCCAUGGCUCAUUCUGCUUGUGCAUGUUCCGAUCUACAACAGUAACGAAGCACAUUUCAUGGAAGGUGAAAGUAUGCGAGCAGUGUUCGAAGAAUGGUUCACCCAUCACAAAGUUGAUGUAAUCUUUUCUGGUCAUGUCCAUGCUUACGAAAGAUCCUAUCGAAUCUCAAAUAUAAGGUACAAUGUAUCAAGUGGUGAACGUUUCCCUGUACCGGACGAAUCAGCUCCUGUUUACAUCACUGUUGGAGAUGGUGGAAAUCAAGAAGGUUUAGCAGGAAAGUUUAGAGAUCCCCAACCGGAUUAUUCAGCAUUCCGAGAAGCCAGUUACGGCCAUUCGACACUGGAGAUCAUGAACAGAACACAUGCACACUAUCACUGGAACCGAAAUGAUGAUGGGAAAAAAGUGGCAAUUGACUCAUUUGUAUUGAACAAUCUGUACUGGUCAAGUAACGUGCGAGAAAGGAAACUAAAGAGGCAUUAUUUGAAUGGGAUGAGGAUGAUUGCUUCUUAAUGAAAAGAUAAUAUGAAGAUAUAUCAUCUCUGGUAGUCCUUGAUGAAGUUUCAUUGCAAGAGAUGAAAAUACCAACAAUGAUAAGAACAAGAAUAUAUAUAUAUCCUACACCUUGUUUGGCUUCUCUUGCAGUCAUCUUUUUGUCGUCAUAUAUAUAUAUAAUAUACAUAUAUAUAUAUAUAUAUCCUACACCUUGUUUGCAAGAGAUGAAGUUUCAUUGCUUGGAAAUGCAAUAUCUCGAAGUGAUUAAUAAAAUUAUCAUUGUUCAGUAA
This is a messenger RNA of Gossypium arboreum, 1868 nucleotides long. Its product is annotated as bifunctional purple acid phosphatase 26-like. NCBI's taxonomy places the organism in Eukaryota, Viridiplantae, Streptophyta, Magnoliopsida, Malvales, Malvaceae. The transcript is spliced from 10 exons. The record is from RefSeq and is a predicted model, not a curated record. Gene Ontology annotation, molecular function: acid phosphatase activity; metal ion binding. Bases 169 to 1596 code for a protein of 475 amino acids.